This is a messenger RNA of Carlito syrichta (Philippine tarsier), 3917 nucleotides long. RefSeq names its product glutamyl aminopeptidase (gene ENPEP). The record is from RefSeq and is a predicted model, not a curated record. Lineage: Eukaryota; Metazoa; Chordata; Mammalia; Primates; Tarsiidae. Gene Ontology annotation, molecular function: peptide binding; zinc ion binding; metalloaminopeptidase activity. Bases 329 to 3199 code for a protein of 956 amino acids. Gene Ontology annotation, cellular component: cytoplasm. Gene Ontology annotation, biological process: peptide catabolic process; proteolysis. The transcript has 20 exons.
GUUUUAUAUUUAACUCGCUCCAGUGCAGGAGGGGCAGGGGUGGGGAUGCGUCGUUUAAAAGGGGAGCUGUGACAGCCCUCUUCCUCCCACUCAGCUCUUCUCCUGGAGUCCUCAGCCCACCCCGCUGGCUCCUCAUUCGCCCUGGAGGCACUGGUGGGAACGCAGGGGAGAGAAGGCACGAACUAGAGACGCUAGGGAGAGGUGUGGGGAAAACGAAAACAGGCUGCCAAAUCCGGGGAUUCCUUCCAAUUUAAAAAGGAAGUCUGUUGACGCUGGGUAGUUAAAUUUAACAUCCUUUUAUGUGCAACAUUAGACUUGGGAAACAAACAUGAACUUUGCAGAGGGAGAGGGCUCCAAGAGAUACUGCAUCAAGACCAAGCAUGUGGCCAUUAUCUGUGCGGUGGUGGUGGGCGUGGGAUUAAUAGUAGGACUUUCUGUGGGCUUGACCAGAUCGUGUGACUCCACCGGGGACGCCGGGCAGGGCACAGCCUCGACGCCUUCCACGCUCUCUUCCACCCCCAGCCCUUCGGAUCUGCCUCCCCAGGACCCGGGCAUCUGCCCUGCCAGUGAGGAUGAAAGUGGCCAGUGGACAAACUUCCGGCUGCCGGACUUCAUCAACCCGGUGCACUACGAUCUGCACGUGAAGCCCCUAAUGGAGGAGGACACGUACACCGGCAGAGUGAGCAUCUCCAUCAAUGUGAGCGCGCCCACCCGGCACCUGUGGCUACACCUGCGCGAGACCAGGCUCACCAAGCAGCCGGAGCUCACCAGGUCCUCCGGGGAGCAGGUGCCGGUCGUCAGGUGCUUCGAGUACAAAAAGCAGGAGUAUGUGGUGGUCGAGGCCGGAGAAGAACUUACUCCCAGUACUAGUGCCGGUUUCUACCUGCUGACCAUGGAGUUUGCCGGCUGGCUGAACGGCUCCCUCGUGGGCUUCUACAGAACCACGUACACGGAGAACGGACAAGUCAAGAGCAUAGCGGCCACUGAUCAUGAACCAACAGAUGCCAGGAAAUCAUUCCCUUGUUUUGAUGAGCCCAACAAAAAGGCAACUUUUACAAUAUCUAUCACCCACACCAAAGAAUAUGAAGCAAUCUCAAAUAUGCCAGUGGUGAAAAAUGUGUCAUUGGAUGAUAAAUGGACUCAAACACUUUUCGAGAGGUCUGUUCCCAUGAGCACUUACCUAGUGUGCUUUGCUGUCCAUCAAUUUCAUGCUGUAAGAAGAACAUCAAACAGUGGAAAACCCCUCACAAUUUAUGUCCAGCCACAGCAAAGGCACACAGCUGAAUAUGCUGCAGACAUAACUAAAAGUGUGUUUGAUUAUUUUGAAGAAUACUUUGCUAUGAAUUAUUCUCUUCCUAAAUUAGAUAAAAUCGCUAUUCCAGAUUUUGGCACGGGUGCUAUGGAGAACUGGGGACUCAUCACUUACAGAGAAACCAACCUGCUGUAUGACCCCAAUGAAUCAGCCUCAUCAAACCAACAGAGAGUGGCCACUGUGGUUGCUCAUGAACUUGUGCAUCAGUGGUUUGGAAAUAUCGUGACCAUGGACUGGUGGGAAGACUUGUGGCUAAAUGAAGGAUUUGCUUCUUUUUUUGAGUUCCUGGGAGUAAACCAUGCAGAAAAAGACUGGCAAAUGCGUGACCAGAUGUUGCUUGAAGAUGUGUUACCUGUUCAAGAGGAUGAUUCUUUGAUGUCUUCCCAUCCCAUUGUUGUCACUGUAACAACGCCUGCUGAAAUAACAUCUGUUUUUGAUGGAAUAUCCUAUAGCAAGGGAGCUUCCAUUCUGAGAAUGCUUGAAGACUGGCUGACACCAGAGAAAUUUCAAAAAGGAUGUCAGAUUUACUUGACAAAAUAUCAAUUCCAGAAUGCAAAAACUUCAGAUUUCUGGGGAGCACUGGAAGAGGCAAGUAAUCUACCAGUGAGAGAAGUAAUGGACACCUGGACCAGACAGAUGGGUUAUCCUGUGCUUAAUGUGAAUGACACAAGAAACAUCACACAGAAACGCUUUCUGUUGGACUCAAGAGCUAAUCCUUCCCAGCCCCCUUCAGAUCUUGGUUACACAUGGAAUAUUCCAGUUAGAUGGACUGAAGAUGAUACAUCGAACAUUGUAUUAUACAAUAGGUCAGAAAAAGGAGGAAUCACUUUGAACUCUGCUAAUCCUAGUGGAAAUGCUUUUCUCAAAAUAAACCCAGAUCACAUUGGGUUUUAUCGUGUAAAUUAUGAAGUACCUACUUGGAACAUGAUAGCGUCAGUUCUUUUCUGGAACCACACGAGCUUCUCUUCUGCUGAUCGUGCAAGUCUUAUUGAUGAUGCUUUUGCCUUGGCAAGAGCUCAACUUCUAGAUUAUAAGGUGGCUCUGAACUUGACCAAGUAUCUCAAACUGGAAAAGGAGUUUUUACCAUGGCAGAGAGUCAUUUCAGCUAUAACCUACAUCAUUAGCAUGUUUGAAGAUGAUAAAGAGCUAUACCCAGUGAUUGAGGAGUACUUCCAAGGUCAAGUGAAGCCCAUUGCAGAUGCUCUAGGAUGGAGUGAUACUGGAAACCACCUCACAAAGUUACUCCGUGCCUCCGUGUUAGGGCUUGCAUGCAAGAUGGGAGACAGAGAGGCCUUGAACAAUGCUUCCUAUUUAUUUGAGACGUGGUUAAGUGGUACUGUAAGCCUUCCUGUGAAUCUUAGGCUUCUGGUGUAUCGGUAUGGGAUGCAGAACUCUGGCAAUGAGUCUUCAUGGAACUUUACUCUUGAACAAUACCAGAAUACGUCAUUAGCUCAAGAAAAAGAAAAACUGCUCUAUGGAUUAGCAUCAGUGAAAAAUGUCACUCUUUUGUCAAGGUAUUUGGAUUUGCUCAAGGAUACAAACCUUAUUAAAACUCAGGAUGUGUUUACAGUCAUCCGAUAUAUCUCAUAUAACAGCUAUGGGAAGAGCAUGGCCUGGAAUUGGAUACAACUCAAUUGGGACUAUCUAGUCAACAGAUAUACACUAAAUGACAGAAACCUUGGCCGGAUUGUCACAAUAGCAGAGCCAUUCAACACUGAAUUACAACUCUGGCAGAUGGAGAGCUUUUUUGCAAAAUAUCCAGAAGCUGGAGCAGGAGAACAGCCAAGGCAACAAGUGCUGGAAACAGUGAAAAACAAUAUUGAGUGGCUAAAACAAAAUAGAGACACUAUAAGAGAAUGGUUUUUAAAUUUAUCUAAAAAUGCUUAGUGUAUUCAAAUGUUAUAGUUUAAUUCUGUGAAUCUGUUUCCUCUACUAAGCAUUUGGUAGCCUAAUUUACAAGCACUAUAGAGAGAGACUUAUAAACAGAAACUACUUUUACUAAGUACAGUGUUUAUACAUCUUGCAAAGCUUUUAAAUUGUUCCUCUUUGUUUAUGAAGGAAGAUACUAAUAGAGUAUUUAAUAUACUCAGGGAUUUCAUCUAAGUGUACUUCAUAAGAGAUUCUUUACAAACUGAAGAUAAUUUAAUAGUCAUUUUAGUGUCUUUAAAUAUCAUUCUUUGUAUCUUAAAUCUGUGAAAAUAGAACAAUUUGGUCUCAGCUUUACAUUUUUAGUACCAAAGAAACACCACUUAAUCUUCUUUCUUGAUUGAUUUUUAAAGUUUAAAUACCAGUACUUGAGGGACCAAUAUUACCAUCUUAAUCUUUAUUUUAUUAUUCAGAAUUACACACACCUAAUAUCAUUUUAUUCACAUAUGUCUUACUACUUUAAAUCCUACCAAAGUAACCUAGGCUUAAGUUUUACUCAUGGAGUGCAUGAAUUAGCCAAAGAAAGGGCUGACUGUUACCUUUACUCUUAUAAAAAAGAGCACUCUCUUCUUCUCUAAAAAAUAAUUCUAAACAAUUACCUUGAAAAGAUAUUGUUUUCCAGUGUCACUUUACUCUUGAAUAAAAAUGACUGCAGCAUUCUUUAAAUAAUUUAACACAU